UUAAGCGGACCCAUUUAAAAAGUGGGGAUUUAUCGACAGUAUUGGGGCCUUAUAAAUAUCAUGUAUCAAAUUCGAUACGUUCGCUUUAAUCUUCAAUUCGGAAUGUAUAAUUAAUUUAUUCUGAAGGAUGUAUUUUAGUUGAUAUUUCUGGAAACGGUAAAAUGUUCUAAUUUUAUUGCGGGGAACAGCUGCGAUUUCCAGCUGCUUCAAGAAUUGGAAUGCAAGAUCAAAAUGGAGGCAGUGCCAGAUAGAUCGAUAUUGCUCCGUAAUGUCACGUAUUGUUGCUGAUUCUUUUGCUUGUCGCAUAUUAAACAGAGCAUGGAAUGGAUGGAUCGUGUCCGCUACUCCUUCCAUCCUUUGGGGAAAAGGGUAACUCCGAAAGAGAUAAUGUAUAUUCACCGCAAAAAGUGGGUCUAUACAGACCAACUUCGGAUGCAAUUGACUUAGGAUAUCAUACUUUAGACAAUAAUACCUGCCGUUCUACAUCUUCAACAAUUGCAAUAUCAGUUCCAAUUAGACAGCAAACUUUGUUGCAACAAAAGUGCAUCUAUGUUACGGAUCUAUGCCAGCUAGAUGAUACUUUAUUACUGAAGAUAUUCAGUUGGCUGGGUACUAGAGACCUCUGUGCAAUUGCUCAAACUUGCAGACGUCUGUGGGAGAUAGCGUGGCAUCCAUCUCUUUGGAAAGAAGUAGAAGUACGCUAUCCCCAAAAUGCAACCAUUGCGUUAAAUGCCUUGACCAGACGAGGAUGUCACACGUCCAUUCGUCGUCUCAUACUCGAAGGUGCUGUCGGUUUGGCUGGGAUUUAUGCUCAGCUGCCUUUCUUGAGUUUAACUUCUUUAGUUUUGCGACAUUCGCGACGUGUUACUGACACAAACGUCGCUGCUAUUUUGGAUCACUGUAUACAUCUGAAAGAACUAGAUUUAACAGGAUGCGUUGGCGUUACGAAAGCGUGCAGUCGAAUAACAACGUUACAGUUACAGUCGUUAGAUCUCAGCGAUUGCCAUGGUCUAGAAGAUUCUGGCUUGGUAUUGACGCUUUCUCGCAUGCCACAUCUUGCUUGUUUAUAUUUACGACGAUGUGUGCGUAUAACCGAUGCCAGUCUCGUAGCGAUCGCUUCUUACUGUGGCAGUUUAAGGCAAUUGUCUGUCUCUGAUUGUAUAAAGAUCACAGAUUUCGGAGUGCGCGAAUUAGCAGCACGACUUGGUCCGUCCUUACGUUAUUUCUCAGUAGGAAAAUGUGAUCGUGUAUCGGAUGCUGGCCUGUUUGUCGUUGCUAGACAUUGUUACAAGUUGAGGUAUCUUAAUGCUCGUGGCUGUGAAGCACUUAGCGACAGUGCUACGUUAGCUUUGGCGCGUGGUUGUCCACGGUUAAGAGCUCUCGACAUAGGAAAGUGUGAUAUUGGUGAUGCAACUCUCGAGGCUCUCUCUACGGGUUGUCCAAAUUUAAAAAAAUUAUCCUUGUGCGGUUGCGACCGCGUCACGGAUGCUGGAUUGGAAGCAUUGGCAUAUUAUGUACGAGGAUUGCGGCAACUGAAUAUUGGUGAAUGUCCUAGGGUUACUUGGGUUGGAUAUCGAGCAGUAAAACGUUAUUGUCGUAGAUGCAUCAUAGAACACACUAAUCCUGGUUUCUCAAGCUGAGUUUUCUAAACCAUUUCUCGCUUAUCAAUCUAUUUAUUAACAACUCUUACAUUGUCAUUCGUCUAGACGCUAAUUUGUAAAAAGAUAAAUACCCAGCAAUUGUGAAAAUAUGUAUACAUAUAUAUCGUAGGCUAUGCUGUGAGUCGUAUGGGUGUAUAUGUGUAUGUAUUUACAUACGCCUCUAUAUAUAUGCAUAUAUACAUACAUAAUAUAUGUUUUGUAAUUCCCAAAUAUCCUUGCUAUUUAUUGAUUUUAUAAUGUAAUACGUGAAAGUAAUCUUUCGAAUUUCAUGUAUUUUGUAUAUUUAUUUUAUAAAUAAAACGUUUCGAAAUUUUAUAAGA
Messenger RNA from Hylaeus anthracinus, 1981 nucleotides. RefSeq names its product F-box/LRR-repeat protein 7 (gene Fbxl7). Lineage: Eukaryota; Metazoa; Arthropoda; Insecta; Hymenoptera; Colletidae. Bases 324 to 1640 code for a protein of 438 amino acids. The record is from RefSeq and is a predicted model, not a curated record. The transcript has 2 exons. Gene Ontology annotation, molecular function: protein binding. Gene Ontology annotation, cellular component: SCF ubiquitin ligase complex. Gene Ontology annotation, biological process: SCF-dependent proteasomal ubiquitin-dependent protein catabolic process.